Diatraea saccharalis (sugarcane borer) is the source of this 1476-nucleotide messenger RNA. Lineage: Eukaryota; Metazoa; Arthropoda; Insecta; Lepidoptera; Crambidae. The record is from the annotation of a GenBank genome assembly.
AUGAAACAUACGAAGUUACUCACGAUUAUAUUAAAACUUUUUCUAAUAUCGACCUACUUCGGUAUCGCAUCGGGUUUAAAAUUAGUCGGUUCGAAUUCGGAUGUCUGUCAAAAGGGGGUUUGUUUGAAAAAAUGUUGCCCGGCAAAUUUAUAUGUGUUUAGGAACAAAACAAAACCAUGUGUGCCGUACACGAAAGCCGAACUGCAUAUAUCGAUACCUGUUUACGAUAAGACCAUAACAGCCACAGGAAAGAUGGUGGAAGACUUUUUCUCCUUUGAAGCAAACGUUUUUAGUAAUAUUACUUUUAAGAGGAACGCUUUCGAAAUAUUAUCGGGUGGAUUCAACGCUUACGUAACAGAGAGUGGCGUUUUGUACUCUGAAUAUCCGAACGCAUUCGAUAGAUGGCAAAUUUUGGAUUCAGAUGACUUCUGCUUGGAUUUUGUGAUCCCGAGAAAUUCCUCCAGAUCACCUUUUCUCGGUGUCUGGGCAAGAUUCGAAAACAAGCCGAUGGCCAAAGGCAACGGAUAUUUUACCACAGGGAUGAUUGUUUCUUGCGUGUUCUUGGCAAUUGUUCUGGUAGUGUACGGUCUGCUGCCUGAACUAAGGAACCUCGGCGGCAUGGUGCUGAUGGCGUACGACCUCAGCCUCUUGUUUGCGUUCAUAUUCCUCAUGGUUGUGCAGCAGCCCGAACUGUCAGUAGAGAGCUGUAUUAAUUAUACAAUGACUACUUAUUUCUUCUUCCUGGCCACUUUCUGUUGGAUGAAUAUUAUGUCAUACGAUAUCUGGUGGACAUUCAGAGGCUACGCUAAAGCUCGUCCCAUACAUCGGCGAGGUGAGAAAUUCAAGUUUGUCAUGUACUGUCUUUACGCGUGGGGACUUCCCUUAGCAAUGACCAUCGGUCUGUAUGUGUUAAACACAAUGAACCUACGUCAUAUCCCCUGGUUCGUCACCCCGAAGAUACCGGAGAAAGGAUGCUUCCUAGAAGGUGGUGAAAAGCUCCUAUAUCUCUAUGUACCUAUGUUAGUAAUGAUUUUGCUCAACUGGUUAUUCUUCUUAAUGACCGCUUUCAACAUUUGGCGAUUGAGUAGAGGCACAGCUGUACUGGACACUGCUGCAGCUGGUAGUCCAGCCGCCCACCGCACGCAUCGCCACAGAUUCUUGGUUUAUCUUAAACUGUCACUGCUGAUGGGGCUUAACUGGCUGUUAGAGGUGGUGAGCUCGUUCAUGCCCGAUUUUAACGUUUGGUACAUCUCGGAUACAUUCAAUCUGCUGAUGGGGCUGACCAUUUUCCUCAUAUUUGUCUGCAAGAAGAAAAUAUUAAGGAAACUCGUGAAGAGGUUCAGAGGUUUCAGAAAAUCAAAGUGGCAUCCAUCAUCAUUCCACAGCAGGUCCAGUCGAUCAAAUAGCUCUACCGAGUCAUCCAUUGUCACACAAGAAACACCUCUUCAAAUAUGCAUCAACCCUAAGGGACCUUGA